Molecule: messenger RNA, 2255 nt
Organism: Acanthisitta chloris (rifleman)
Lineage: Eukaryota; Metazoa; Chordata; Aves; Passeriformes; Acanthisittidae
Gene: PABPC4
Product: poly(A) binding protein, cytoplasmic 4 (inducible form)
Exons: 15
Coding region: 1-1890 (629 amino acids)
Cellular component (GO): ribonucleoprotein complex
Molecular function (GO): RNA binding
Source: RefSeq, a predicted model, not a curated record
AUGAACACUGCAGCCAGCAGUUACCCCAUGGCCUCACUCUACGUGGGUGACCUGCACCCAGAUAUCACCGAGGCAAUGCUGUAUGAGAAGUUCAGCCCAGCUGGUCCUGUGCUCUCCAUUCGGGUCUGCAGGGAUAUGAUCACUCGCCGCUCCCUCGGGUAUGCCUACGUCAACUUCCAGCAGCCUGCAGAUGCUGAACGAGCUCUGGAUACCAUGAACUUUGACGUGAUCAAAGGAAAACCCAUUCGCAUCAUGUGGUCUCAGAGAGACCCUUCCUUGAGGAAAUCAGGGGUUGGGAAUGUCUUCAUUAAGAACCUGGACAAAUCCAUUGAUAACAAGGCACUUUAUGACACAUUCUCAGCGUUUGGCAACAUUUUGUCCUGCAAGGUGGUGUGUGAUGAGAAUGGCUCUAAGGGCUACGCUUUUGUGCACUUUGAGACCCAGGAUGCUGCAGAUAGAGCCAUCGAGAAGAUGAACGGCAUGCUGCUCAACGACCGCAAAGUAUUUGUUGGGAGGUUCAAGUCUCGUAAGGAGCGGGAGGCUGAGCUGGGAGCCAAGGCCAAGGAGUUCACCAAUGUCUAUAUUAAAAACUUUGGGGAUGACAUGGAUGAUGAGAGGCUAAAGGAGAUGUUUGGCAAAUAUGGUAAAACUUUAAGUGUUAAAGUCAUGACAGACCCCACUGGAAAGUCCAAAGGCUUUGGCUUUGUAAGCUUUGAAAAGCAUGAAGAGGCUAACAAGGCAGUAGAAGAAAUGAAUGGGAAGGAUAUCAAUGGGAAAAUGCUGUUUGUGGGCCGAGCACAGAAGAAGGCUGAGCGCCAGGCAGAGCUGAAACGGAGGUUUGAGCAGCUAAAACAGGAGAGACUCAGCAGAUACCAGGGUGUUAACCUAUACAUUAAGAACCUAGAUGACACUAUAGAUGAUGAAAAACUGAGGAAGGAGUUCUCACCUUUUGGGUCAAUAACAAGUGCCAAGGUGAUGCUGGAAGAUGGACGGAGCAAAGGGUUUGGCUUUGUCUGCUUUUCAUCUCCAGAGGAAGCUACAAAAGCUGUGACAGAGAUGAAUGGGAGGAUUGUGGGCUCAAAGCCACUGUAUGUGGCACUGGCACAGAGGAAAGAGGAGAGGAAGGCCCAUCUAACUAACCAGUACAUGCAGCGCAUCGCUGGGAUGAGAGCCUUGCCUGCCAACACCAUCAUCAACCAGUUCCAGCCUGCUGCUGGGGGAUACUUCAUGCCUGCUGUGCCCCAGGCUCAGAGCAGACCCACUUACUAUGCACCCAACCAAAUGACACAGAUGAGACCCAACCCACGCUGGCAGCAAGGAGGAAGACCUCAAGGAUUCCAGGGAAUGCCCAAUGCCAUGAGGCAGUCAGGACCUCGGCCAGCCCUGCGCCAUCUGGCCCCUGCCAAUGCUCCAGCCUCCCGUGGCCUCCCAGCUGCUGCCCAGAGAGUUGGUGUUGGCACAGCAGCACAGACCUUAGCUCCUCGUCCUCCUGUAGCUGCUCCUGCUCCCAGAGCUGUUCCUCCAUACAAAUAUGCCUCAAGUGUUCGCAGCCCACACCCAGGAGUGCAACCUCUGCAGGCACCUCAGCCUGCAGUACAUGUGCAGGGCCAGGAGCCACUAACAGCUUCCAUGCUGGCUGCUGCCCCUCCCCAGGAGCAGAAACAGAUGUUGGGAGAACGUUUGUUCCCUCUGAUCCAAGCUAUGCACCCCAGCCUUGCAGGGAAGAUCACAGGAAUGCUGCUAGAGAUUGACAACUCUGAGCUGCUGCACAUGUUGGAGUCUCCAGAGUCCCUCCGGUCCAAGGUGGAGGAGGCUGUGGCAGUGUUGCAGGCUCACCAAGCCAAGAAAGAAGCUGCCCAAAAAGUGGGUGUGGUUGCUGCUACCUCUUGAACCAGGAUGACUGGAUACAAAGAAGCCAAAUAGCCCCUUCCUAGACAUCAGCUCCAGAUGUUUGAAGAUCCUUCACUGUCCUGCACAUCUCAAUGCCAUGCAUCAUAUCACAUAGUUACAUUGCAUUUUGUAAAUUAAUCUUGAAGAUCUUAUUUAAAAAGCCAAGUCUGAAGCUUGAGGUUUCCAAAACCACAAUUAGGGGUUGGAAGCUUUUCCUUUGAGGUCAGAGCAGAGCUACCCCUUGUGUCUUCUAAAGAGGACGUUGAGGAUUUUAGGCUGGAAGUAUUUUUGUGGGUUUGUGUUUAAUUGAACAAUCCAGUUUGGAAAGUCUGGAAAACAUUUAUCAAUAAAGGAAUAAACUUGCA